CCCGUCAGAGCCCGCGGCGCCGGCCGGCUGGAGAGCACAGUGUGGGAGUGAGAGGAAAGAUGGUGGAGGUGUGUGCCUGGUUGUCCCGUCAUCAUAGCCAGAAAAUCCGCAAUAUUAAGCAUUGUAACCAGCGUGGCCGCUCAUCUUUAACAGCUCUCGAUCGUGUCAAGCCCAGUAACCGGUCCCAGAGGCGCUUGCCUUCUGUUGGCUGAUAUAGGGCCCCGCCAGCGAGAGAACCGUCCCGGCCGAGUCAAAGCGCCAAACACCAAGAGCGGAGAUGCCGAAAUCCCGGGGCCGGACUGGCCACAAAAAGGGUUCUUUAAGACAUGAACUACUACAGCUGAAGGUUUCAGCCAAAGUAGCUCAGCAGAAAGGAGGACGGAAUGGAAUUAAAGGGGAGACUCCGGCCAGUGAUGAUGAUCUCGCCAGUGAAGUGCUCAGCCAUUGCAGCAGUGCCAGUGAGUCGGCCAGUGUGCCUGAAGAAGGAAAUGAAGCCAUUAAUGAACAAAUGGCCCAAGAGGAAGCUGAAGAUAAAUUGAAGGAAUGUAUUGAUAAAACAACGGAUAAAAGUGCAAAAACAAGACAAAAUGCCCUUGAAAGCCUCAAGUUAGCAUUUUCUUCCAAAAUCCUGUCCGACUUUUUGGUGGAAAGAAGAGUCACCCUCACUGACUGCUUGGAACGCUGCUUAAAGAAAGGAAAGGGUGAAGAACAAGCCAUUGCAGCUACUGUCAUAUCCUUACUAUGUAUUCAGCUGGGAUCGUGCAAAGAAGGUGAAGAUGUUUUCAAAACGCUGAAGUCUGUCCUGAUUAAUAUCUUUACUGACAAAUCAUCUAGCUUGGCUGCCAGACACAGUUGCGCCACUGCUCUGGGAACAUGCUGUUACAUUGCUGCUAAUGAAGCAGAGGACCUUGUAUCUUGCCUGACAUGUUUGGAGAGUGUCUUUAGUGCUUCAUAUAUAAAGGGGGAUGGAUCAGUGCCCUCCCACAAUUCACAGACUCAAGUCCUUCACUGCAAUGCUCUCCAGUCCUGGUCCUUACUAGUUACUCUCUGUCCACCCUCCAGAAUUCAAAAGCUGUUGGAAAAUCAUCUCUCCAAAUUACCUGACCUCCUGUGUAGUGAUAAUGUGACCUUGCGAAUAGCAGCUGGGGAAGCGAUAGCACUUCUGUUUGAGUUGGCACGCAAGACUAAUCAAGAGUUUUUGUAUGAUGACACUGAUCAACUUUGUGAAAAGCUGAAAGCAUUGGCAACCGACAGUAACAAAUACAGGGCAAAAAAUGAUCGGCGAAAGCAGCGCUCCAUUUUCCGAGAUGUCAUGCAUUUCAUUGAGGAUAAAGUGUGUCCAGAGGAAACAAUCAAGUUUGGGAUUGAGUGCCUUUACAUAGAUACUUGGGUCAGAAGAAGAGUCUAUGAUGCCUUCAAGGAGAUUCUUGGAUCUGGUAUCAGACACCAUUUGCAGCAUAAUGAAUUACUGCGGGAUAUCUUUGAACUGGGUCCUCCUCUAAUGCUAGAUGCUGCUGCUAUCAGGGCCAAUAAAAUUUCAAGAUUUGAAAAGCAUCUGUACAACUCUGCAGCAUUCAAAGCAAGGACUAAGGCAAGAAGCAAAGUCCGGGAUAAAAGAGCUGAUGUACUUUGAGAAACCAAAACAGGCAUCGUGUCAGAACUCUUUCUGUAAAUUUUAAUGUCCCUUGUCACUGUGAUAUAAAGAACACUCAACAGGGUUUUCUGAAUUGUGUAAACAAUCAUGGGGCCUUUUAAUUUUGCAUACAUGCACAGUUCCCCUUGCUGUGUUUGCUUUUUAUUUGAUUGUUAUUUCGCAAAAUCAGCAUUUUAAAUUGUAUAAAAAUUAUAUAAUUUGUAGGGUCGGUUCAGUAAAAAUGUGUUACAAUGGAUUGAUCCAGCCAUCAGAUUAAGGAAAUUAACGUGAUUGUCUCCACUUGACCUUUGCCUUGCAGAGUGAACUUGUAAAUUUAGUCACUUCAUUCAAAAUAUAUUAUGGUGAAAUUGAUUAAAUAUUUCAAAUUAAUUUAAUUUUGCAAAAAAAAAGAAAAGCACAAAAACAAGUGGGUAGUCUUUUGUAAUUUUCUACCUACAUUUUGUACCACUAUAUUUCUCCUUUUUAAAUAAGAAUGAGUAGUCGCAGUGAGAGCUGGGACUGGAGUUGGGUUUGGAAAAGGCUGAGCGUAUAGACUCACCUCUUUGGAUGUGGUAACCAGACAUUAUAUAAUACCUAGGAUUUGAUUUUGAAAUGGAAAAUCAUUCCCCUCUGGCUGCCUUCUAUUACACACCGAGUCAGUACAACUGAUGUCCUGCAAAUUUAACCUCAUCUCCAGAUUUUCCACUUUCCGUGCCAUUUAAAGUAGAUGAAACCUUGCAAAUGAACUUUGACAUUGUAAUUCCUAGGGCCUCUCUAGAUAGUUGAAAUCACAUGGUACAGUAGAGACCAUUUACAGCUGAAUGUACGUCAUUUUGAAAGUACAUGGUUUUGUUAUUUGUGGGACUUGUCAUGACUCCAUGCAUCCCUUUUAGAUUUGUGCUCUUUCUUACCAAUACGUAUUUGCAGUACAAUAUUUCCACACUAGGUCUGUGACACUUCAGUCUUAAAAUUAUUUAUUCAGGGCAUACAUUUACAAUAGACUUGAAGCUGAAAUAUUGUAAAUUCAAUUUAUAUAAAAGAAUUAUUGAAAAAAAUGUUUUCUUAAACCCCAAACAUUUCUGUUUAAUUUAAACCAAAGGAUGAAACAACAGUUGCUUUAAUAUGAUUGCUCUCUUUUUAAUUUUUAUUUUUAUGAAUCACUGAAACUUCCUGUAGCCUCUGUCCCAGCCUCUGGCUGGGAGAAUUCCACAGGUUUUUCCAAUGUUGCUCCGUGGCCAUAAGGAUUGUCUGAGUGCUGACUGAGGUUGAUUCUCUUCUUCCCCUUGGUUCGUCACAUAUUUAAUCUCAGUUCGGUCCUGCACUCAAGCACCCAGCUGGCAGUGGGGUUCUUGCUUUGGGCAGUGUGGGUAUGAGAUGGAGAAAAACUGAGAAGAGUUAUGUUACACCAAUGCUGAGAUUAACUGUAUGCUAUUAUAACUAUUGAUCCUGGGACUCCAAAUCUGUGAUAUAGUAUACUCACAUAUGAAAUCAGUCAGUCUCCUUGCUUAUGCUUUUGUCUAUUAACCCCAUAUUUUCUAUAAACAUAAUAUGGAAUUACUAUUACUGACAUUUGGAUGUUGAUCUUGAGAGUUUGUUUUCACUCUGUCUGACAAACUAGCUGCAAAUGUUUUGACCUUGGAAGCCAUCUUACCCUGAUGCAGAUGGCAUUGAGUUAUUGCCUGACAAUAUAAUUUUGUACUUUUGCUCAGGAAACAGAGUUGGCAUACUAAGUUUGUACAAUUUUUUUCUCUUUUUACUUGCAUGUUUGGUGCUGCCCAGUUGUAGGCUAGAGCACAUUCUAUGUCCCAUCACCCUCAUUUCUUCCAUUGCCAACUUGAAAAUGCCCAUUAAAAAAGUUUUGUGUUAACAUAAAUCAAUAUUUCAGAAAAGAAACAGGCUCAUAUUCACACAUUGGCAACUAAUCAGGAAGAGGGAUGGAGAUUAUUGCUCUCAAAUCAAACAACAGUGGACCCAGGAGACGUCAUAGAUGUUGCAUUUUUAAGCCUUCUUAAUUCCAUUGUGUCUGUAAAUGGCUAUGUUUGACAGUGCUGCAUGUAAGCUUCAAACUUAUUCGUGAUUUGGCAACACCCAAAUGUCAGAUGGAACAAAUGUUAAAAAUGAAUCUCUCCUCUGCCCCAGUUGAUUGUAAUCUGGGUACUUGGCCUUUAUCUCCCCAUCCUGGAGGAUUGGAUUUGGAGUUCCUUGGUGCCAUCCCCCUCAGCCAUCCUGGGUAGAUUAAAUCUGAGCUACUUGGUUUCCACCAAAUUUGAUGAGUCUGCCUCUAGCUGCUUCAGACAAGUCAUACUUUUAUGCAAACAGUUUUUAACAACUAAAUCCUUUUCCAAGUCUCUCUCAAGAAUAAAGAAGGAUUUUUGUGUAUGUGCCUUUGCAUCAUGUAUGCUGUAUCUAGAAAAGCUUAUUAAAUAUUGCAAAAGUAA
This is a messenger RNA of Carcharodon carcharias (great white shark), 4071 nucleotides long. RefSeq names its product interferon-related developmental regulator 2-like. Bases 278 to 1633 code for a protein of 451 amino acids. The transcript is spliced from 13 exons. NCBI's taxonomy places the organism in Eukaryota, Metazoa, Chordata, Chondrichthyes, Lamniformes, Lamnidae. The record is from RefSeq and is a predicted model, not a curated record.